Messenger RNA from Octodon degus (degu), 2463 nucleotides. RefSeq names its product lysine demethylase 4D (gene Kdm4d). NCBI's taxonomy places the organism in Eukaryota, Metazoa, Chordata, Mammalia, Rodentia, Octodontidae. Bases 918 to 2393 code for a protein of 491 amino acids. Gene Ontology annotation, cellular component: nucleus. The record is from RefSeq and is a predicted model, not a curated record. The transcript is spliced from 4 exons. Gene Ontology annotation, biological process: chromatin remodeling. Gene Ontology annotation, molecular function: histone H3K9 demethylase activity.
CCAGGGGGCGGGCGUUUGAAAUCGGUGCGGUGGAGUAGACCUAGGUGCUGUGCCGAACCGCGGAGAACCGAUUCCUUAAUGUCUCUCCGUCUUUUCCUCGCCCGACCCCCUCCCACACGCCUCCGUUCCGGGUCUGCGUGGAGGGCGAGCCCGGGCAGCCGACGCCGCGUCCCCGGCCGGGAUUGCGCCCCGCGGUGGGAGCCCCGCGGCUCCUGCGCCGUCCCUUCUCCCGAGCCAGCCCCGGCCAGCCUAGGGAGUGGGCCGCGGAGAGCUAGUGUUGCGUGUAAUUGGAUAUGAAGAAAGAACGCAUGUGUUACGGGGGCAGCCGCGACCUUUGCAAAGAACAUAAGUUCCAGGAAAGCAGAGCCCUUGUCUGUUGUUCACUGGUGUGUCCUCUGCAUGUAGAACAGUGCCUGGCACAAAAUAGGUGCUGAAAGCCUGUGAGAAUGACCAUAGCUUGAUGAAUGAUCACAAGAAGCUCUGAAAGUAGGCAUGUGAGCAGCACCGGGUCAGAGCAGUCGCCGCACACGAGGCUCCUGCUCACAAGAGCCGUCUUUCCCAAGAUUUUGUUUUAGAUGCUUCCAUGAAGACGCACUCUGCUAUAUUUGAGUCAUUCGCUCAGGUUUGGCAAAUUCAAUAGAUCGCAAGAGGACAGAAACCAGAUACCAGCUGAGGAAAAUAAUAGAGCUGCAGACUGAGUGGCCACCAGUAGGUGGGCCAAGCUGCUGCCUGCACAAUACUCACCAAUCAGAAAGUCUAAGAAAGAUCAUUAUCUGACUUGAAAAAGUUGGCUGGUAGAUCUUAACUGCCUCAUAUCUAAAGCAACUCAACAAUUAAAAACAAGCAUUUUCCUGCAGCCUCAAGUAUCUAGAACAUAUCUAACAAUACUAAGUGGUUGCUUUCUAGCAAAUUGAACUAUGAAGUCUAAGAACAGAUAUGCUAAGAAUCCAGGUUGUAGCAUAAUGAUAUUUUAUCCAACCAAAGAUGAAUUUAAUGAUUUUGAUAAAUACAUUGCCUACAUGGAAUCCCAGGGUGCACACAGGGCUGGCCUGGCCAAGGUCAUUCCCCCCAAGGAAUGGAGAGCCAGAGAGUCCUAUGACAGCAUCGGUGGCCUCUUAAUACCCGCCCCGCUGCAGCAGGUGGUCUCCGGGCAGGCAGGUGUGUUUACCCAGUACCAUAGGAGGAAGAAACCCAUGACCGUGCGGGAGUACCAGCACCUGGCAAACAGCAAAGAAUAUCAGGCUCCUCCACACCGCAAUUUUGAAGAUUUGGAGCGAAAGUACUGGAAGAAUCGCCUCUAUGAUUCCCCACUUUAUGGUGCUGACAUCAGUGGCUCCUUGUUUGAUGAAAGCACAAAGCAGUGGAACCUGGGGCGCCUGGGAACCAUUCUGGAUCUGUUGGAGCAGGAAUGUGGAGUGGUCAUUGAGGGAGUCAACACCCCGUACCUGUACUUUGGCAUGUGGAAGACCACGUUUGCGUGGCACACGGAGGACAUGGACCUCUACAGCAUCAACUACCUGCACUUCGGGGAGCCCAAAACUUGGUAUGCGGUGCCCCCAGAGCACGGCCAGCGCCUGGAGCGGCUCGCCAGGGAGCUUUUCCCGGGCAGCUCCCGGGUCUGUGGGGCAUUCCUGAGGCACAAGGUGGCUCUCAUCUCACCCACAGUGCUGAGGGACAAUGGGAUCCCCUUCAGCUGCAUGACUCAGGAGGCUGGGGAGUUUAUGGUGACGUUUCCCUAUGGCUACCAUGCUGGCUUCAACCAUGGCUUCAACUGCGCAGAGGCCAUCAAUUUUGCCACCCCACGGUGGAUCGAUUAUGGCAAAGUGGCUUCUCAGUGCAGCUGCGGGGAGGCAAGGGUCAGCUUUUCCAUGGAUGCUUUUGUGCGUAUCCUGCAACCUGAGCGCUAUGAGCUGUGGAAACGGGGGCAGGACCGGGCAGUAGUGGACCACAGGAGAUUCACAACUCUCCAGAAGCAGGAGCUGACCUCCUGGAAGGAAGUCCAUGCAGUGAGGAGCUCUUCACUGGGCUUGAAGCACUUCAGACUUAGUCAGACUCAGCAACCCCCUCUGCCUGUGGCCUCCUUCAGUGGGACUGGUUACAGGAAGAAUGUACGGCGUCGUUGUGCAUCUGGGCGACCGCCAGCCAGAGGUCCUGCUGCUGGGUCGAAGCCCACAGCCCAUAGCUCCCAGGAGUUCAGCGCAGCCUCACGGCCCUCCCAUGGUCCAUCUGUCCCGGAGAGACACUUGUUAGCUGGCAGACUUCGUCGUGGCCGUCCUCCCCGGGAACUAGGGGUUCAGGGGCCAAGCCACCAGGCCCUAGCCAAAAGACGCAGGUCAGUGGGCGUGGAGCACUCAGCUCGAGAUUCAGAUCUUCAGUUCCAACCUGUACAUUGAGGGUUUUUUAUUAUUUUUUAAAUUCAUGUAUUUGGUACAGGGUCUCACUAAGCAGCUCGGACUCAUAGUG